Molecule: messenger RNA, 1773 nt
Organism: Fonsecaea nubica
Lineage: Eukaryota; Fungi; Ascomycota; Eurotiomycetes; Chaetothyriales; Herpotrichiellaceae
Exons: 2
Coding region: 1-1773 (590 amino acids)
Biological process (GO): regulation of transcription by RNA polymerase II
Molecular function (GO): DNA-binding transcription factor activity, RNA polymerase II-specific; RNA polymerase II cis-regulatory region sequence-specific DNA binding
Source: RefSeq, a predicted model, not a curated record
AUGGAAGCUUCAUAUCCCAUGGCAACUCAACAGAUCCAAUUCUACCAGUACCGGCCCGACUCGGACGCACGACAUAACGCUGUGUUCACGCCAAUGCCAGCAGAGCAGCCUGCAUAUAGCCCCAUGGCUGGGUAUCCUCAUCACCUGCAACACCAACACCCGCACCAGCAGUACAUGAUUCACCAGUACUGGCAAGGUCCGGCUCCAUUUGCCCAAGGACACCCUCAUGCGCAUUACGUGCCUCAGCAGGUUCUGACUCCCCGAGCGUCACCACCAUUGACCCUGGCCAUGCCGAUGGCUAUGCCCAAGAUGAUGCUGGACAGCAACGCCCACAUGGAACACGGACACUUUUUGGAGAGCCGGCACUCUUCACCUCCUACUCCAUGUCUCUCGGCCUGCCCCAGCACCGCUAGCAGCCCUCCGGCCAGCAGUGUGAACCAGACGCCCGUGCACGGCGCCGGGUACUUCAACUUGCCCAUCGAAGCAUCUAAGGAGGAAAUGCAGCCUCUUACAUUUCUCGAUGAGUGGGCGGAGAACGGACAGGUGCACAUUUUCCCGCAUCCCGGUGAUGCCAAGGCCGCAAUGGUCCCCAGUAACGGCACCGACUCCUUUCGUUCUGCCGCAUCCACAGCCAGCACCAUCAACUUGAGCAGCUGCACAUCACCCUCGUUGGCCCCAGCUUCACCCCAAUCUCAAGUCUCGCCAUCUGCCUAUCCCGUGGCUGAAUUUGUCAACCUGCGAGAUUUGACCUCAACCUCACUCGAACCCGUGGUCUCGGCUCCCGUCCAGACCUUCCCUCCCUUGCCAACUCUAUCGGCCGAAGACGACGAGCACAAAUUUGCCCUGGGACAAGCCUUCCCCAUCACCCCCGAGCAUGAAACUGCCGACCCCUUCACUCUCGUUGAGAACCCCUCGUUUGACACUUCUUUUUGCACCGAGUUCGACUCGGAAGACGAGUUCAGCUUUGUCAACUUCACCGACCCCGAGAUUGCCUACAACGGCGACAAGAGACUCAAGUUGUCGAUCGGUGAAGAGGAGGACUUUUUGAGUGUGCACAGCUUCGGCAGCUUUGACGAGGACGAACACGCCGCCCACGCGGGGCUGUUGUCACCUCCCGCUUCAUCCUUUUCUGACUCGGGCUCGUGCUGCGCAUCCAAGAAGAAGACUCAACGCAAGAUGAAGCGCACUGGCUCGACUGACAGUGAUUUGGAGUUCCAUUCCUUCACUCAGUCCGAUGCCCACAUCAACAGCCACGCCGAUGGCCAAAGCAACUCCGAUGGCACUCCCCAGGAGCAGCAAAGCAACAAUGAUGACAACAACGGCUCAAGCAACGCCGAUGGCUCUACUCCGUCGCAAGCUCCCGCCAACCGACGUGGACGCAAGCAAUCCCUGACCGAGGACCCCUCCAAGACCUUUGUCUGCACGCUGUGCUCACGCCGCUUCCGCCGACAAGAACAUCUCAAGCGUCACUACCGCUCUCUGCACACACAAGACAAGCCAUUCGAAUGCAACGAGUGUGGCAAGAAGUUCUCUCGCUCAGACAACCUCGCUCAACAUGCCCGUACCCAUGGUAGCGGUGCCAUCGUGAUGGGUGUCCUUGAGAAUGGAGAACUCCAACCCCAUCAACCCUUCGACGAGGAAAUGGGCCAUGCGCUGUACGAGGCGGCACAGAGAGCCGCUUUGGCAACGUCGUCCAGCAGCAGCGCUUCCGAUUCGUCAUCGGGAGAAAGCAAGCGUGCUUUGAAGAAGAGAAAGCGAGACGAAUCCCUGUAA